Messenger RNA from Helicoverpa armigera (cotton bollworm), 2246 nucleotides. RefSeq lists its product as uncharacterized. Lineage: Eukaryota; Metazoa; Arthropoda; Insecta; Lepidoptera; Noctuidae. The record is from RefSeq and is a predicted model, not a curated record. The transcript has 2 exons. Bases 990 to 2087 code for a protein of 365 amino acids.
AAACAUCUCCCGUACUGUCGUACCAUCUAAUGCAUUGUUCAUAUUAUUAUCGUUUUCUAAAUUAAUGCUUACACUUGCUAUACUUUGACUUUCUGUGCUUGUACCACCUAUGAUGAAAUUGUGUAAGCAAGUACAUGCUAAAAUGAUAUUAUCAAUAUAUUUUGGUUGAACCUGAAUUCCUUUUUGACAUAAUUCGAAACGUUCUUGAAGUAUACCAAAUGCAUUUUCGACGAUACGCCUGGCUCUACUCAAACGAUAAUUGUAUAUUUUCAUUGCUUCAUCUGUCAAUCGGUCGCUACUUAAUGGUCUCAUAAUGUUUGUGGUUAACGGAAAAGCCUCGUCUGCUAUAAAAACAUAGGGCAACUCAAGAUCUGUCCUCGGUAAACGUUUUUUUGGGGGAAUAUCGAGGGCAUUAGAAGUCAAUUUUUUUCCAAAUAUUGAGUUUUGCAUUAUACCUCCAUCACUAUUUCGUCCAUAUGAUCCUACAUCUGCAAUCACAAAUUUAUAAUUUGCAUCCACAACCGCUAGCAGCACGAUACUAAAAAACUUUUUAUAGUUCAUGUAGAGACUUCCACUAUUGCGAGGUGCCCUUAUCCUAAAAUGUUUACCAUCUAUUGCACCGAUGCAGUUCGGGAAAUUUCAUUUUUCAUCAAAUUCCAUCGCGAUUCGCGUCCAUUUUUCCCUUGUUGGUUUUGGCAUAACACUAGGCCUUAUGCCGGCCAUACACGCUACGGUCUACCGGAAAGGUCCACCUGUGCAGAUAUGCCUGCGCAGGUAGACCGGAAUGUGUGUGGGAAUAGACCUGUGCAGUUUUUUUGAACCUGCGCAGGCAACCGGCGCAAGAUCGAAAAUCGAUUUUUUCGAGUGACACCGUACGGUGUACCUGUGCGUGUGUGCGUGUACUCCGGUCGCCUGCGCAGGUCGCGUCAGUUGUUUUCUAGUGUUUCUUUCAAACGGGCGUCUCAUCGCUCGCAUCGUAUUGCCAGAAAAUGGCGCCACCAGAUUCAGCUGAAAAAAUCCUUGAAGAUUUUAUUGAAAUUUAUAGAAGUAAUCCAUGUCUAUGGCAAAUUAAAAACAAAGAUUACCAUAAUCGAGACAAAAAAGAAGCUGCUUAUAAAUUACUCAUAGAAAAAUUGAGAAUAAUUGAGCCAGAUGCGAACAAAGAUGUAGUUGUGAAAAAGAUUAAUAACCUAAGAAGCAAUGUUAGAAAGGAAAAGAAGAAAUAUGAGCAAUCUUUAAAGUCUGGGGCAUCUGCUGAUGAUGUGUAUCGUAUUAAACUGUGGUACUACGAUUUGUUCAAUUUCAUUCAUGAUCAAUGCACUCCAAGGGAAUCUUCAUCCAACUUAGAUAGUGAUGACGAAAAUAGUUGUGAGAAAGACAACACUGAAGACUCUUUAAAUGCCGCUGAAGAAUAUUCAUCCAACAGCGUAUCUACCGACAACGAGGUUCGAUCAUCAUCGUCAAAUAAUAAUUCAUCUCGCCCACCAAAACCUGGUAAAACAAAAAGAAAAGAUGAAAGCUUAGCAAAUGAAGUGUUGGAAUCGGUACGAGAUCACUUUAAGCGCCCUCGCCCAAUUGUAACAGAAGAUAGGUGCGAUAUUAUUGGAAAAAACGUGGCGAUGAAAUUGAAAGCUUUAGAUGCGAAACAAUUAAUAGUCGCAGAAAAACUUAUUAAUGAUUUACUUUUUGAAGCAGAAAUAGGAAACCUCACUCCCGAGCACGCCUAUAUUAACAUGAGAGAUAUUUUGAAACAAAAUCAACGAAGCUAUGUUCCUGCUCAGCAAUAUCGACAACAUGCAUAUCAGUCCUCUCCUAAUUCCAAUAGGGCAUAUACCCCUGUAAGUUUUGUUUCUUCUGAAAGUCCUAGCCCACCCUGUUUUCCAUUUCCCACCAGUCAAAAUUCAGAGUAUCUUUCUCAAUCAUUUCAAACUAACCAUCUACUCAACAGUUCCCAAGGCAAUCCCUACUCGCCACAAAUACGAACAACUACAGUUCCAGAAAAUCAGCCCAAUGAAACAGAGGUAGUUUUAUCGAUUCCAGAUUCGGCAGCGACAUUCAUUACUAAUUUCAAUGUUCAUAAUGAAUAACUUGUAUGUACGUGACAGUUUUUUACUUUAAUGAUUAAAAUCGUACAUAUUUUUUUCAAUAAAUAUUAUCUCUAAUAUAACAGUGUUUUAAUGACUUACCUUCAAAUAACCUCUUCUGAGUACUUUAUAUAAAGCCUCACAUGUUUCAGGAAUAAUUUU